GUCAUAAACCAGCUUCGCUAAACAUCUCUGCUGUUUCUCGCUGCAGUUUCAUGAUCAGUGCGCCACAGACCACAACCAUGACGAAGAACGCCGUAACAGGGUUCCAAACCCACCACCAGCGCUUCGACGCAAUCCUCGGCUCAUCCCCAACCUUAGAGCUCCUAGCAGAGCACCAAGCUUACCCCUUCGCGCACGAAGCCGGGGUAUUCAUCGCCGAAACCAACAGUCUCUUCAUCACCAGCAACAGACUCGAUGGACCCGACGGACAGCGAAAAGUCCACAUCACUCGGGUAGACCUCACCACCUACCCAGUCACCUACGAGGAAAUCGACACCGAUGUGCCCAUGGCCAAUGGCGGGGUGAACUACGGCAAGGACAUUCUCUUCUGCGGACAGGGGUCCAUGACCCAGCCCGGGGGGCUAUAUCGCAUGUCUGCCACCCCGCCGUAUAAAUCCGAACUGCUGGUCGGCGACUUCCAUGGUCGGCCAUUCAACUCGGUCAAUGAUGUGGUCGUGCACAGUGAUCGGUCGAUCUGGUUUACAGAUCCUAUUUAUGGCUUUGAGCAGAAGUUCCGUCCGUCGCCGCGUCUACCGAGUCAGGUAUAUCGGUGGUCUCCGCGAGAGGGCACGAUUCGGGCUAUGGCCGAUGGGUUUGGAAGACCGAAUGGGAUUUGUUUCUCGCCGGAUGAGAAAACGGUCUAUGUGACUGAUACAGAUCGGGAGCAUGGGGAUGGGACAAUUAAUGAUCAGAGGGCUUCUACGAUUUACGCUUUUGAUGUGUCUGUAUAUCAUGGAGAGCCGUUCCUCACGAACCGUCGGCUUUUUGCCUUCGCGGACAGUGGAAUUCCCGAUGGAAUCAAAUGCGAUCUGAACGGGAAUGUGUACAGUGGGUGCGGGGAUGGAAUUAAUGUCUGGUCCCCGGGGGGUGUGCUGUUGGGCCGUAUUCUUAUUUAUGGUGGCGUUGCCAACUUUUGUUUCGGGAGGAAUGGGGAGAUUUUUGCCUUGAAUGAGCAUCGCAUAUAUAGAGUCCAGCUCGGAGGAGAAGUGAAGGGAGCACUUCUUGGAUUGUGAAAAGAGGAUGGCGCAUAUGAAGAGGAUAUAUAUUCGAGGUAUCAUCAGGAUGAAGCCAUAGACCGCAUGUGUACCUUUCCAUCUGCUCCCCCGUUGGCAGACUCAUGCCUCCCCCACAGCUCCUGUAACUCAACCCCCAACGAUCUAACCGGCCAACCAGCUCGCUCGCGACAAGCUUCCAGCAGUUUUAAAAUAGCUUCUCGAGCCUGGAUUCCUUCUGCGAACAUUCCC
This is a messenger RNA of Aspergillus sclerotioniger CBS 115572, 1301 nucleotides long. Its product is annotated as SMP-30/gluconolactonase/LRE family protein. NCBI's taxonomy places the organism in Eukaryota, Fungi, Ascomycota, Eurotiomycetes, Eurotiales, Aspergillaceae. The transcript has 2 exons. The record is from RefSeq and is a predicted model, not a curated record. Bases 78 to 1070 code for a protein of 330 amino acids.